GUGGCAGAGUUUGGUGGCGAGCUCGAGGCUUCGCGCAGUCUUGUGGAGUUGCGAGCUCUGGUGGAUACAGACUUGAAGCUGCUGCCGGGACCGUCGCUUGGAACUCGCCGGGUUAUGGACUGUUGAGACAUAGCAGUACAUUUUCCACGAAGUCAGGGCCCCGGUGCAGAGUCUCUCCUCCUCGGCAGGUCGGAGCGCGCUACGCGUGGUCCUCCUAACCAGGUCCUGCAGGAAGGUGUCUCGCUCGCCAGGUGUCACUUGGUCCUGUGCAGAACACUGAACACGGCCGGCGUGCAGCUCUUGCGUGCACAUCUGGCCCAACACCAGCACAUCCGCAAUGGGAAAGCAGAACAGCAAGCUCCGCCCCGAGGUGAUGCAGGACCUGCUGGAGAGCACGGACUUCACUGAGCACGAGAUCCAGGAGUGGUACAAGGGCUUCCUACGGGACUGCCCCAGCGGGGCCCUCACCAUGGAGGAGUUCAAGAAGAUCUACGGCAACUUCUUCCCGUACGGCGACGCUUCCAAGUUUGCCGAGCACGUGUUCCGCACCUUCGACGCCAACGGCGACGGGACGAUAGACUUCCGGGAGUUCAUCAUCGCUCUGAGCAUCACGUCCCGCGGCAGGCUGGAACAGAAGCUGAAGUGGGCCUUCAGCAUGUAUGACCUCGAUGGAAACGGCUACAUCAGCAAGUCCGAGAUGCUGGAGAUCGUGCAGGCGAUCUACAAGAUGGUGUCCUCCGUGAUGAAGAUGCCUGAGGACGAGUCCACGCCCGAGAAGCGGACGGAGAAGAUCUUCAGGCAGAUGGACACAAACCGCGAUGGCAAGUUGUCCCUCGAAGAGUUUGUUGAGGGCGCGAAGAACGACCCGUCCAUUGUCCGCCUGCUGCAGUGUGACCCCAGCAGCGCUGCCCAGUUGUAAACGAGGGCUUCGCGGGGUGUCCGAAUUCACCCCCUUAUUUAUUGUUCUGUUCCUUUUUUAAUGUAAAUUUUUUUUAGUGUUAUAUAACUCAGGCCAAGUAGCCUUGCAGUGAGCAGUAUGUUGGGUACUGUACAAACACGCACUUGCACACUUACUCCUCCUCUUGCAGUCACAUGUUUGUUUUAUACGAAGAAAUGGGCAGCCCCCCCCCCCCCCCAUCAGCACAUACAUAAAUAUGUAAAUACAGAAAGGUGUGUGCUGCUCUCCAGCUGUGGUUUUGUGCGAACAGUGUUCACGCGGAGGUCUUGGCCCUGUUAGAGGACUUAGACGCCUAAGAGGAACACGGACAAGUGCAAGAGGCUAAAUUGUACAUAGAUGAAGACCCCACCCACUGUAGAGCACACGCAGGGACACUGAGUAACCGGCAGUGUGAAGAAGAAGGUCUUUAUAAUGGGAUCCAGUCUCUGCAAGUGGAUUAGUGGAUUAUUAGGGACCUUUGCACUGUAAACUUUGCUUUUCUUUUUUUUUUUCCCCCCCCCUUUACAAUUUGCGAGGCAGAAUGUAGGCUGUAGAUUUUUAAGGGUUAAUUUUGUUAAAGAUUCAAAAGAAAGCGGGGAAAAAAAAAAAAUCACUGGAUGAUGUAGAAUGAAGUAUUUUAAUAGCUUUUGCGUAAUGACUUUUUAAAUAUUUCCUGCCAAUUAUUUCAGUAAAUUUAAGAUUCCUUAUUUUUAUUUGAACUCUCCAGUCUGCUUCUUGCUUUGGGUCAUUGUAUUUUCCCACAAUGCAACAUUGUCACUGAAAUGCUGGAUCAGUGAGAGAUGGGCUUGUUUUGGCCUGUAAAAGUUUGUAAAUCAACAAAUGUUGGUUGCAUAUCGGCAGCAGGGUGUGUGUCUGCUACCACUGUUCUUUGGAGGACUGCUGAGAGGUGGUGGGAAGCAGCAGAGCGCCUGGACACGCUACAGGAAGAGGAACGUGUCCAAUAUGAUCAUUCCGCAGUUCCUGUUUUUCAGCUCUCAAGGAGCUUUGGUGUCACACUCUUUGCUCCCUGGGUCUCCUGUGUAUCUCGUUUUCUAUUUGUCACGCAUACGGUGUAAGAGAAAGCGUAAAGUAGAAAAUGACAGACUGGUGUAUUUUCAAGGAAAUAGUGUGGCGAUUGCAGCGUCAAAUCGUACAUGUCACAUUAAGGUGACAUUUUGUGCAGUACAGUGAUAUGCGGGAAGACCACACGUUAGGCCGGAGCGCUGGGUUAGAAGGCGGUCACGUGGACCGUGUGACGCGAUUGAGUUCGUUCCCAGGUCGCAACACGUGGCGCAGCACUAGCCCGUUGCAGCUUACUUCUCCGGUUGUCUUUUCAGUUUAUGUGCAAACAAGUCUGUAAACAAAUGAGAGUGUCAUUGUAUUUCUUUAAAGAAAAAAAUACUAAUUUGUAUUUCACUGU
This is a messenger RNA of Scleropages formosus (Asian bonytongue), 2357 nucleotides long. It is a transcript of the gene ncaldb, whose product is annotated as neurocalcin delta b. Gene Ontology annotation, molecular function: calcium ion binding; actin binding; tubulin binding. Bases 338 to 919 code for a protein of 193 amino acids. Gene Ontology annotation, biological process: calcium-mediated signaling. The transcript is spliced from 6 exons. Lineage: Eukaryota; Metazoa; Chordata; Actinopteri; Osteoglossiformes; Osteoglossidae. The record is from RefSeq and is a predicted model, not a curated record.